This is a messenger RNA of Amaranthus tricolor (Joseph's coat), 2382 nucleotides long. Its product is annotated as rop guanine nucleotide exchange factor 5-like. Lineage: Eukaryota; Viridiplantae; Streptophyta; Magnoliopsida; Caryophyllales; Amaranthaceae. Gene Ontology annotation, molecular function: guanyl-nucleotide exchange factor activity. The transcript is spliced from 7 exons. The record is from RefSeq and is a predicted model, not a curated record. Bases 308 to 2068 code for a protein of 586 amino acids.
CUCCAUAUUUUACACACUUACUCUGCAUUUCCAAAUCAAAUUUCAUAACAAAAAGAGAGUCUAAGAGGGAACACCAACAUCAAAUUUUAAUUUAAGGCCCACUCUUUUUCCCAUUUUCUUUCUUUUUCUUACCACAAUACCUAAUAAUUUUCAUUUUUCACCUCAAAAAGCUUUCCACUAUUCACUAUUUCCAUUCAAAAGCUCAAAUGCUUCAUCAAGAUUCCAACUUUAUUUACUUGAAUUCAAAAUUUUGUUAACAUUUUCCUCUAAUUUAAACUUGGUUUAAGAAAAGAUUAAAUCUUUGAAGAUGGGUACUUCAUUUAGGGAAGGAGAUGGUUUAAGCUUAACUGAGUCAAGUAGGUUAGGGACUGAGUCAGUUACUGAGUCUGUUGCAGAGUGUAGAAGAAGUAAGGAGAGUUGCUCUGACGGUUGUGAAGGUGAAGUUAAGUUGGGGAAGAAAUCAAUUUCUUCUUCUUCUAAUUUUUUGGGUUGGCCUAUUACAAAAGCUGCAAUUCCUAAACCAACUACUUCUGCUGUUUCUGGGUUAAGUAAGCCUGUUUUGAUUCAUGAUUUGGAGCUUAAGAAGCAUAAUUUGAACAUUUCUGAAAUGGAAAUGAUGAAAGAGAGAUUUGCUAAGCUAUUGCUUGGAGAGGAUAUGUCAGGAAGUGGAAAAGGGGUAUCCACUGCUCUAGCUGUUUCUAAUGCCAUCACUAAUUUAAGUGCAACAAUAUUUGGACAGUUAUGGAGGCUCGAGCCAUUGCCCAUGGAGAAGAAAUCGAUGUGGCGAAGAGAGAUGGAAUGGCUUCUUUGUGUUGGUGAUCACAUUGUUGAGUUAAUUCCAACUUGGCAGACAUUUCCUGAUGGCAAAAAGCUUGAGGUAAUGACUUGCAGACCCCGGACAGAUAUUUUUAUUAAUCUUCCCGCUCUUCGUAAACUCGACAAAAUGCUCAUUGAUAUACUAGAUAGUUUUAGCAAGACCGAGUUUUGGUAUGUUGAUCAAGGAAUAGUAGCCUCGGAUUGUGAUGGUUCAUCGUCAUUCCGAAAAACUUUACAUAGGCAAGAGGAGAAGUGGUGGCUACCAGUGCCGCGGGUUGCUUCUAGCGGUCUUCAAGAGAGUUAUAGGAAGCAACUUGAUCACAAGCGUGAAUGCACGCAUCAAAUACUUAAAGCCGCUAUGUCUAUCAACAACAUGGUUUUAGCCGAAAUGGAAGUUCCCGAGUCCUACAUUGAAACCCUUUCAAAGAAUGGAAGAGCAUGCUUAGGAGACAUGAUUUAUCGGUACAUCACAUCAGACCACUUCUCUCCCGAAUGCUUGCUUGAUUGCUUGGACCUAGCAACGGAGCAUGUUGCUCUUGAGAUAGCAAAUCGUGUGGAAGCAUCAAUCUACGUUUGGCGGCGUAGACAACACUCAAAACCCAUCACUAAUCCCAUCCGUUCCACCUCAAAAUCGUCAUGGGAAAUUGUUAGAGAUCUAAUGGUUGAUGGAGACAAACGAGAAAUCUUUGCCGAGAGGGCUGAAAGGUUACUUUUAUGCUUGAAGCAACGCUUCCCUGGACUCACUCAAACUUCUUUAGACACCAGUAAAAUCCAGUGCAACAAGGAUAUAGGGAAAUCCAUCCUCGAAAGCUACUCGAGAGUUCUAGAGAGCUUAGCCUUCAACAUUCUAGCGCGCAUAGACGAUCUAUUAUAUGUUGACGACUUAACCAAACAAACUGAUAAGUUAUCCACUGCACCUAACAUGAGUGUCAUGGCUCACAAAAAGGUCUCCAUACCGCAGUCAGUGCCUGUCUCAUGCACUCCGAGCUUUAAAACUGCACUGCUGGUUAGCCCUGCAAGGGUAAUAGAGCGAACUCCUUCAGUCAACCGAGAGAUUUGUAAGGCUUCUAAACGCGGUCUAGGAGUUAAGCGAGUACUCACGAACUACUUAGGUGGUGAGACGAAGUCAAAGAGUAGUGCAAACCAAUUAGCAGCUGCACCUACUGCGUCAACCAAGACUAGCAUUGACUCACCUGCAUCUCAUGAUGAUACUGAGAAUGUUGAUCCUCAAAGAGUGUCAAUUACCCAGUAGAAAUCGAGUAGAUUUCGAUGAAUUUACGUUUUGAUAAUAAGGUUCCACAAGAGUUCAUUGCUAAAUGACAUAGUGAUUAUAGUUUAGAACAGUCCUAUUUUUUUCUUCUUUUAGCGUUUUGUGUGUUAUUGUUGUUUGCUUUGGAAUUAUUUAUUCAAUACAUUUGUAUCUUUGUAGAGUUGAUACAGAGAAUAUAAAUGAUUGGACAUUGUCCAAUAAUACCCCUCCGGCUCGUCUCUCUCAACUUGCAUCAUUUGAUGUUUUGAAUUGUUUCACUCUUAUUACAACAUUUUUAUAUUUGGAAAUAAAUUCAC